AUGGUAGACCCAGCCACCACGACGACGAACCCCCCAGACAUCAACCGCGGGCCCCAGAUCCUCGCCGUGUGCGGGACGCUCGUCGGCCUCGCGGUGGCGGCCGUCUCGCUGCGCGUCUGGGUGCGCGCGACCAUCACGCGGCAGCUCGGGUGGGACGACGGGCUCAUCGUCGCCGCCGCGGCGGUCAUGCUGGCCGAGAUGCUCGUCAUCGUGCCCGAGGUCCGCCACGGCGCCGGCCGCCACGUCCAGCACAUCCGGCCCGCGUCGGAUGUCGUCGUGGGCCUGCACCUCAACUUUGUCACCCAGCCGCUGUGCCUGGUCAGCCUGUGUUGCACCAAGGUCAGCGUCGGGUUGUUCCUCCUGCGGCUGAAACCGUCGCUGCGGUUUGUCUGGUUCAUCCGCGGCGUGAUUGUGUUUAUUGUCUUGUCGGCUGCGGGGAAUUUCUUGACGGUGUUCUUCCAAUGCACGCCGCUGGAAUUCAUCUGGGACCACUCGAUACCGGGCGGCAGGUGUAUCCAAGCAAGGGACCUCAAAUUCGCCGCCUUCUUUAACUCCAGUGUCUCUCUCCUGACCGACCUGGUAUUCGCCCUACUGCCGGUCCCCAUAUUGUGGUCUGUACAGCUCAAUUGGAAGGUCAAGAUUGCUGUCAGUGCGGUACUCGCCCUGGGUAUCUUCGCGUCAGCAGCAGCCGUUGUGAAAAUGAUGUUUCUAUCUAGCUACGGGUCCCAUGGGGAUUUCCUCUGGGACAGCACAGAUAUAACAAUCUGGACGACAGUCGAGAUAUGCACCGCCAUAAUCGCAGCCUCGAUCCCCAGCCUGAAGCCCUUAUUCAAGGCCAUCCUCGAAGGCUCGUCGGCCCUCAGUCGCAGGACGAACAAGUACAUUGGGAACAACGGUAGUCUGGCAAACGCAACGAAGCACAGGGAGAACGGCAUCGAAAUGUACAAGAGUCGACUCAACAGCACAGCAGUUGCGAGCGGUGGGCGCCGUCAGUUCGACAACGAGUCCGAAGAGAUGAUCCUUUCGGAGGAGGAUGUGGUCCAGAAGACGACCCAUGUCUCUGUCUCGAUCGAAGACCCCGAAGACUCCGCCGGGAAGAUAUGA
Diaporthe citri is the source of this 1104-nucleotide messenger RNA. RefSeq lists its product as uncharacterized. NCBI's taxonomy places the organism in Eukaryota, Fungi, Ascomycota, Sordariomycetes, Diaporthales, Diaporthaceae. The record is from RefSeq and is a predicted model, not a curated record. The transcript is spliced from 4 exons. The coding region runs from base 1 to 1104 and encodes 367 amino acids.